CAUAAGCUGUUUGGGGCAAGAACUCUACAUGUUUCUGCAGUGUGCUCAUCCCACUUCUGGGUGUUGUAAAACAAAUCAUUGCAAUUCAUUGAGCCCACCAUGCUUUACUGAAGAGGACCGAUUCAGUCUGGAAGCUCUCCGCACAAUCCAUAAACAAAUGGAUGAUGACAAAGACGGUGGUAUUGAAGUAGAUGAAAGUGAUGAGUUUAUCAGGGAAGAUAUGAAAUAUAAGGAUGCAACUAAUAAACACAGUCAUCUGCAUAGAGAAGACAAACAUAUCACGGUUGAGGAUCUGUGGAAACGCUGGAAAACCUCUGAAGUUCACAACUGGACUCAGGAGGAGACUCUUCAGUGGUUGAUAGACUUUGUUGAACUUCCUCAGUAUGAGAAAAAUUUCAGAGACAGUAAUGUCAAAGGAACAACACUUCCCAGGAUAGCAGUAAAUGAACCUGCUUUUAUGAUCUCUCAUCUGAAAAUAACUGAUCGGAGCCACAGGCAGAAACUUCAGCUAAAAGCCUUGGACGUUGUCUUAUUUGGACCUCUCACACGCCCCCCUCACAACUGGAUAAAGGAUUUUGCACUAAUAAUUUCUAUAGUAAUUGGUUUUGGAGGCUGCUGGUUUGCAUAUACUCAGAACAGGACCUCAAGAGAACACAUCAUAAAAAUGAUGAAAGACUUAGAAAGCCUCCAAAAUGCAGAACAAAGCCUUCUUGACUUGCAAGAGAGGCUCGUAAAGGCACAGGAAGAAAAUAGAAAUGUUGCUGUAGAAAAGCAAAACCUGGAGCGCAAAAUGAUGGAUGAAAUCAGUGAUGCAAAACGGGAAGCACAGCGCCUGAGGGAGCUGAGGGAGGGAGCUGAAUGUGAACUGAGCAGGCUCAAGUAUGCAGAGGAAGAACUAGUACAGGUUCGAAUGGCUUUGAAGAAAGCUGAAAAAGAAUUUGAACUGAGAAGCAACUGGUCUGUUCCCGAUGCUCUGCAGAAAUGGCUCCAGUUAACACAUGAAGUGGAAGUGCAGUACUACAAUAUUAAAAGACAAAAUGCAGAAAUGCAGCUAUCUAUUGCUAAAGAUGAGGCAGAAAAAAUAAAAAAGAAGAGAAGCACUGUCUUUGGGACAUUGCAUGUUGCACACAGCUCUUCCUUAGAUGAGGUGGACCAUAAAAUCCUUGAAGCAAAAAAAGCACUCUCUGAACUGACAACAAGUUUGCGAGAGCGUCUUUAUCGAUGGCAGCAGAUUGAGAAGAUCUGUGGCUUUCAGAUAGCGCACAACUCAGGAUUACCGAGCCUGACCUCUUCUCUUUACUCUGAUCACAGUUGGGUAGUGAUGCCCCGAGUCUCCAUUCCGCCUUACCCAAUAGCUGGGGGAGUUGAUGACUUAGAUGAAGACACUCCUCCAAUAGUUUCACAGUUUCAUGGGUCCAUUGUAAAGCCUCCCAGCACCUUAGCAAGAAGCAGUAGUUUGUGUCGCUCGAGGCGCAGUGUUGUGCCAUCAUCUCCACAGUCGCAACAUACUCAAUAUACUCCGCAUACUUUGCACUCCCCUGACCCUGACAUCCUUUCAGUGUCAAGUUGCCCUGCUCUUUACCGUACUGAGGAAGAGGAAGAAGCUAUUUACUUCACUGCUGAUAAACAAUGGGAAGUACAGGAUACCAGUUCAGAAUGUGACUCCUUAAAUUCAUCCAUUGGAAGGAAGCAAUCUCCUCCUUCAAGUCUUGAAAUACACCAAACGCUUUCUCCUCAAAAGAUCUCCCGGGAGGAACUCUCACUAGAGGAAUCAUCCACAGGAGACUCCUCAUCUCUUACUGCAGAUAUUUCAAGGGGCUCUCCUGACUGUGUAGGCAUGACAGAAACUAAGAGCAUGAUAUUUAGCCCUGCAAGCAAAGUGUACAAUGGCAUCCUGGAGAAAUCUUGCAGCAUGAACCAGCUGUCUAGUGGGAUCCCAGUCCCAAAGCCUCGCCACACCUCAUGCUCCUCAGCCAGCAGCGAUUGCAAACCUGCUCAUGAGGCCUCCCCUGUCCCUCGAAUAAGUAGCAUCCCACAGGACCUAUGCCAGAAUGGUGAAAAAAACAAAAAGCCCUCCAAAAUAAAAAGCCUCUUUAAGAAGAAGUCCAAGUGAAUUGGGAAGGCAAAACCACACAGUGGCGUGAUUAGACAUUUCAUUUUUUAAAACUUUAGGGAGGUAGUUUCUUUGGGGCAUUCUAGACUGGAUGCCAUAGCAGGAAAGCUGUAUAGGUCAACUUUACUAUUUAAAUGACUCCAGUGUCAAAGAUCAUGCCAGCUGUCAAAUCAGAGAUCAUUAAAAUGUUCAGUCAGUUUA
This is a messenger RNA of Alligator sinensis (Chinese alligator), 2314 nucleotides long. RefSeq names its product stromal interaction molecule 2 (gene STIM2). NCBI's taxonomy places the organism in Eukaryota, Metazoa, Chordata, Crocodylia, Alligatoridae. The transcript has 12 exons. Gene Ontology annotation, molecular function: calcium ion binding; protein binding; calcium channel regulator activity. Gene Ontology annotation, cellular component: plasma membrane; endoplasmic reticulum. Gene Ontology annotation, biological process: store-operated calcium entry; activation of store-operated calcium channel activity; intracellular calcium ion homeostasis. The record is from RefSeq and is a predicted model, not a curated record. The coding region runs from base 29 to 2113 and encodes 694 amino acids.